AUGCCAUCUACAGCACCAUCAACCACUGUCGCCAUAGGCAUUCACCUGGGCACCACCAACUCCUGCUUGGGCGCCUUCCAGAACGGUAAAGUGGAGAUCAUUGCCAACGAUCACAGCUACCGAGUGACACCCUCAAUGGUUGCUUUUACCGACACUAAAGUGCUUGUUGGCGACGUCGCUAAGAGCCAGGCUGUAAUGAACCUUCCCAACACCAUUUUUGACGUCAAACGCUUCAUCGGUCGCCGUUUCGAUGACCCACUGGUGCAGGCUCGUUUGAAAGACUGGCCAUUUGAGGUGAAAAAAGGUGACAAUGGAAAGCUGAUGAUCCAAGUGCAAAUCAAAGAGGAGACAGAAUGCUUCGCCCCAGAAAAUAUCACUGCAACGUUGCUGGGCAACAUGAAAAAGGCCGCUGUAGUUUAUUUUAGAACUCCUGUCAACAACGCCGUCCUCACCGUUCCCGGUAGCUUCAACGACGCCCAACGAGAGGCUACCAAAACGGCAGCCUUCCUUGCCGGACUCAAUGUGCUGCGCAUCAUCAGCGAACCAGUGGCGGCCGCCAUUGCCUAUGGUCUUGACAAGAAGAAGAGUGGCAUCCACACUGAACAGCAUGUGCUCGUCUUUCACCUGGGCGGCCGAACUCAGACCGUCUCUGUGCUCAAGCUCGAAGAUGGCGUUUUUGAGGUGAAAUCUUCCGUUGAAGGCUAUCAAGCUGGAGAUGACUUUGACAGUCGCCUGGCGGAGCACUUUGUAAAGGAGUUUAAACGCCAGCACCAGAAAGACAUCUCUACUGACAAGCGAGCUCUUCUCCGACUGCGAGCUGCCUGCGAGUGCGCCAAAAAAGUGCUUUCUUUUACCACACAAACGUCUUUUGAAAUGGAA
Molecule: messenger RNA, 879 nt
Organism: Rhagoletis zephyria (snowberry fruit fly)
Lineage: Eukaryota; Metazoa; Arthropoda; Insecta; Diptera; Tephritidae
Source: RefSeq, a predicted model, not a curated record